This is a messenger RNA of Rotaria sordida, 1104 nucleotides long. The record is from the annotation of a GenBank genome assembly. NCBI's taxonomy places the organism in Eukaryota, Metazoa, Rotifera, Eurotatoria, Philodinida, Philodinidae.
AUGUAUAUUCUUGUGAUUCUGUUUAUUUCUUUUCCAUUAUUUCACUGUAAAUGUAAUAAUGCAAGUGAAUGGUUUAAUGAAAAUCAUCCAUGGGAUUUUCAAUCCGAUGGAAAUGAUAUUGAACGUUUUUCAAUUAUCCGAGCAAAAUAUCCUUUCAAAUUUGAAUAUAGUCUAUGGACGGGUUUAUUUGAAAUACGAAAGGCAUCUUAUCAAUCAGUAACAAAUCAAACAAUGUUAAUUGAAGAUUAUACACAAAUCUAUGAUGGAUUUAUAUGUCAUGCUAUAAAUGGAAAACAAUGUAUUGACUAUGAAAUACGGUUUUGUAUAGAAUAUAAUCCAUGUAGUAUAUCAGCAUAUCCUCCUUAUGAAAAUCAAAUGUUGAGUGGUACAGAAGCUCGUCCAUAUUCAUUACCAUGGUAUGUUUCAAUUCAAUAUGAAGAAAAGCAUAUAUGUGCUGGAACUUUAAUUGAUAAUCAACAUAUAUUAACAGCAGCAAGUUGUUUUCAAGAUAAUCUUAUUCAUAUACCAUAUUCAGUUGUUCUUGAUGCACAUUAUCGAUUAAAUUCUACAUAUCGUAUUUCGGUUGAACGUUUUAUAUUUCAUUCUGAUUAUAAUCUUGGAACAUCAAUAAAUAAUAUUGCUGUAAUAAGACUUAGUCAACGUAUUCAAUCAUUUACUGAUCGUAUUAGACCAGCUUGUUUAGCACAAUCAAUGCAACAACCUCAUAUAUCUAAUCCAUUAAUUGUUGCUGGUUGGUGUACAAUACCAAAUAAUACUUGGUCUAUUUCAUGUACUAAUGAACUUCGACAAGCCAUGUUAACACUUGUAGAUGAAUGUUCUUAUUUUUAUGGAAAAUAUGAUUUUAAUAAACAAAUAUGUGCUGGUACAAAAGAUUCGAAACGUGAUUUAUGUCAAGGUGAUAUUGGUGGUGGACUUUUUGAAAAACAAAAAUAUGAUGUUGAUCGAUGGAUUUUAACAGGUAUUGUUAGUUAUGGAUGUGACUUUGCACCACAAGGUUAUCCAGGUGUUUAUGUACGUAUUAGUGCAUAUUAUGAUUGGAUUCAACAUACUAUUCAACGAAUGAAUAAAGACAAAAUGAAGUAA